CACCCUACAACCCGGCACUCUGGAAACAGACCCCUGGAGAGCCUCAACAAUCCUUGAUUUUAUGAUCGGCUGGAGUGGCUUCGAUCAUCAAGUGGAAUGAGGUUGUUUGUUACCACCUGUCUACCUGAAGAGCCGAGAUGGCGCUAAGAAACGGUGCCCCUGGGCCUCCCUGCAACUGUAAUAAACCAUGCAGCAGACAAAUUGGAGCGUGAGACUAGGAUAGGGAGAAGAGAUCAUACAUAAGCAAUAGCAUGCGGCUCCGUACAGCAAUCUUGGACCUGUACACUAUCUGUCAUUCACUUUCUUCUCUCGUCUCUAGUUAGGCUAUCAAUCUUUGUCGCAGGGCGACUUUACCUUCGUUUUCUCACUUGACACUUUUCACGCUUCCGCUCCUUUUCAAAAUGAAGUCCAUCAUUUCUGCCGCCAUCUUGGCCUACGCUGUUAAGAACGUCGCUGCUCACGCAACAUUCCAGCAACUUUGGGUUGACGGUGUCGACCAAGGGACAUCCUGCGCUCGUAUUCCAUUGAGCAACUCACCCGUCCAAGAUGUCACUUCAAAGGACUUGGUCUGUAACGCCGGUACCUCAGCUGUCUCCAGCAAGUGCGAUGUCACUGCCGGAUCAACUGUUACUGUUGAGAUGCACCAACAGCCCAACGACCGUUCUUGCUCCAACGAGGCCAUUGGAGGAGCUCACUACGGACCUGUCCUCGUUUAUAUGAGUGCUGUCUCAGACGCCUCGACUGCCGAUGGUUCAGAUGGUUGGUUCAAGGUCUUCGAAGACACCUGGUCCAGCGCUGGCUCCUCUGGCUCUGACGACAACUGGGGAACCAAGGACUUGAACACUUGCUGUGGCAAGAUGGAUGUCAAGAUUCCCACGGAUCUUGCCCCCGGUGACUACCUUCCCAGAGCCGAGGCCAUCGCUCUUCACGCCGCCGGCUCCUCAGGCGGUGCUCAAUUUUACGUGACUUGCUACCAAGUCACUGUCAGUGGCAGUGGCACUGCUACCGUUACCGACACCGUCCUGUUCCCUGGUGCGUACGCAGCUGAGGACGCCGGUAUCCUCAUCAACAUCUACCAAGCCAUGACCACCUAUGAGGCUCCCGGUCCUGCUGUUUACUCUGGAGGUUCCACCAAGACUGCCGGUGCUGCCUGUGCUGCUUGCGAGUCGACUUGCACUGCCGGUGCGACUGGCGCUGCUGCCACAACCCUCGCCUCUGCCACAUCGACUGCUGCUGCUGCCGCAACAACGACCGCUGCCGUCACUUCGGCUGCUACCACUUCCGCUCAGGCUACCUCCACUGCCCAGGCAACUACUUCCAGCACUGUUUCCUCGCAGGUCCAGGCCGUUACCUCUUCCUCAUCUGUGGUCAGCUCCGCGUCCGCUGCAGCUCCAUUGUGAAUAGAUUUUGAUCA
Messenger RNA from Truncatella angustata, 1414 nucleotides. Its product is annotated as glycosyl hydrolase family 61-domain-containing protein. The record is from RefSeq and is a predicted model, not a curated record. The transcript has 3 exons. Bases 402 to 1400 code for a protein of 332 amino acids. Lineage: Eukaryota; Fungi; Ascomycota; Sordariomycetes; Amphisphaeriales; Sporocadaceae.